Molecule: messenger RNA, 714 nt
Organism: Ceraceosorus guamensis
Lineage: Eukaryota; Fungi; Basidiomycota; Exobasidiomycetes; Ceraceosorales; Ceraceosoraceae
Exons: 2
Coding region: 1-714 (237 amino acids)
Molecular function (GO): acyltransferase activity, transferring groups other than amino-acyl groups
Source: RefSeq, a predicted model, not a curated record
AUGUCGAGCGGACAGCCGAGGAUCAGACCGAUGGAAGCUAGAGACGUGGAUGAAGCUGGCUGGAUAUUCGCUCACGGCUUUGUGCCCAUGAUGCAGAAUGUCUUUCCAUCGGGCAUCACGGAAGGUCUGAUUCGCGCCCGCAGUGCACGGAUCGGGCACAGUCUACAGGAAGUUCGAAGCGGCAAAAGACCAAAAGGUAGAAUGGAGGUGGUGGUGCGAGAUGCGGUCGAUGCGGCCGGAAAAGUCGCAGAGGAAGAGCAGCUGCUUGGAUUUGUGGAGUGGAGAAUCGUCGAUGUUGAGAUGGAGAAGCAGCAGCGUGUGGAAGCGCAGGAUGCCGAAGAGCAGGACGAUGCGCUGGACAGGAUCAUGGCCAUGUAUCCCUCGGACGCUCGCAUGGAUCUGUACAAGAAUAUGAUUUCCAAUUUUGACAAGGCACAUCACCAGUAUGCCGGAAAGUUCAGACAUGCGUACGUGGAAAUCUUGGGCGUGUCCCCACGCCAUGCACGGACCGGCGCUGGGAGUCUCGUGCUCAGACACAUCGCCGAAGCAAGCGCAAAAGAAGAUGUACACAACAUCUUUCUGCUCGCCGCUCCAACGCCGUCCGCCGUGCCGUUCUACAAGAAGCACGGCUACAAGGAGCUGGCAAAGGUAACAAGCGAGGGUCUCGAAGAUUCCAUCGCAAUGCUUUGGACGCGACCUGAAGCUGCAUCGUAG